Penicillium arizonense is the source of this 330-nucleotide messenger RNA. RefSeq names its product DUF3759 domain-containing protein. Lineage: Eukaryota; Fungi; Ascomycota; Eurotiomycetes; Eurotiales; Aspergillaceae. The record is from RefSeq and is a predicted model, not a curated record. The transcript has 3 exons. The coding region runs from base 1 to 330 and encodes 109 amino acids.
AUGGGCUGGUUCAGUGACGAUUCCCCGCAGCAGGACUACCACCAGCAGUGGAACAACUCUGAGCCCCGGGAGCACGAUCCUUCCUUCGUCCAUGAGCUGAUCGCCGGUGCUGCAAGCUACGAGGCAGCCAAGGCUUACGAGGAGCACUGCGACAGAAACGGCCAGCCGCAGAGCCACGAGAAAGCCAAGGAGAUUAUGGCUGGAUUUGCCGGCGCCUUUAUCGAUCGCGAGGUCGAGUCCAGGGGUCUGGAUUUCAUUGACCGGGAGAAGGCCAAGUACCAGGCUCGCCAGCACAUUGAGGACGUGUCCGCCGACCAAGUUGGCUAUUAG